UGUUCCAUACCCCCCGUGGCAUGUAUGCAUGUCACCACCGUCGUUUUCGGAGGACUCUCCGGUGGAUUUUGUCCGUAUCCGAGGCUUCCGGUGGACGACGUCGGAUCAUCGUCAAAGCUUCUCCGUCCCGCGUCGCCGCGGUAGGCAGCGAACGGGGGGUUGCGGCGGGUGUGAGGGUUUUUCUGCGAAUACCUUUCUUUCUGAGCACGCUUGAUGUUUGGCGGUGAAAGAGAUUCGAGCGCCCCGUGUGAAAAAGAUCCCCAUGGGAGGCUUGAGCAGCCGGGUAUGGGGGAAACAACAGAUGCAGCAGACGGACGCCCGCGCCCUCGUUGCCGUGUUGGUGGCCAUCAUGUCAGUUCAUCAACGGACGAAGGACAGCGGCAGCAAUCAACAUGGAUCAGAGGCGAGAAUACGGUGCGGCACUGGGCCAUUUGGGAGGGCGUUUCCUUCUCUACCUAGACCACAUUACGCUCAGGCAGUAACCGAACCAUGCUCUAAACCGAAAAGGCAUUCAUCAAGUUUUCCUUUCUUCCAUGAGAAUCCCGCCCCCCUGACCUGCUUCCCAUCCACUCCUCUACUCCAUGCUGCCAAAGACUUGUACAAUAAGUUGAGGAAGAAGAAAAAAAAUCCAAAAAGGGUAUAUAUACCAAAAAAACCAGACACGUCGCGCGCUAUUCGCCCUCCCCCCUCUUCCCUUUCUCGUAAAGGCUUCCCGUAUGCCCUCCGUCUAGAAAGAAAACAACGCUUGUAAUACGAUACAAAAUUUAUAACAAAAGUACAAGAAGAAGAAA
Messenger RNA from Colletotrichum navitas, 791 nucleotides. RefSeq lists its product as uncharacterized. The coding region runs from base 263 to 751 and encodes 162 amino acids. NCBI's taxonomy places the organism in Eukaryota, Fungi, Ascomycota, Sordariomycetes, Glomerellales, Glomerellaceae. The transcript has a single exon. The record is from RefSeq and is a predicted model, not a curated record.